Messenger RNA from Benincasa hispida (wax gourd), 1565 nucleotides. Its product is annotated as transcription factor MYB16-like. NCBI's taxonomy places the organism in Eukaryota, Viridiplantae, Streptophyta, Magnoliopsida, Cucurbitales, Cucurbitaceae. The record is from RefSeq and is a predicted model, not a curated record.
CUCUUCAUUUACAAACCACACUCUCACUUCUGUUUUUUCUUCUUCACUCUCUCUUGAAAUCCCUUAGCUUAAAACUAUCUUCAUAAACUCAUUUGGGUUUGGCCACAACAUAAUUUGGUUCUACGCUACAAGAAUUUUUGGCUGUGUCGACGGUUUCUGUAAUGGGAAGGUCACCUUGCUGUGACAAAGUGGGGUUGAAGAAAGGGCCAUGGACACCUGAAGAAGAUCAAAAGCUUUUGGAUUAUAUUAAUGAAAAUGGCCAUGGAAGCUGGAGGGCCUUGCCUUCUAAAGCUGGGCUUCAAAGAUGUGGAAAGAGUUGUAGAUUGAGAUGGAUUAAUUAUCUUAGACCUGACAUUAAGAGAGGAAAAUUCAGCUUGCAAGAAGAACAGACCAUUAUUCAACUCCAUGCUCUUCUAGGCAACAGGUGGUCAGCCAUUGCAACUCACUUGCCAAAAAGAACAGAUAAUGAGAUAAAAAAUUAUUGGAAUACACAUCUUAAGAAAAGAUUGGCUAAAAUGGGUAUUGACCCAGUUACCCACAAGCCCAAAAAUGACUCUUUACUCACUGGUGAUGCCCACUCUAAAAAUGCUGCUAAUUUAAGCCACAUUGCUCAAUGGGAAAGUGCUCGCCUUGAAGCUGAAGCUAGGCUUGUUAGAGAAUCAAGACUACGUACUACUUCUUCUUCAAUUCCUCACCUUUUGACCAAACCCGAUCCCCCCACCAUCCCGUCAUUGAAACCCUGGAACCCCGGAAACGGUGGUGUUCUAGGCCGUGGAAUUGGCGGUGAUCAUCACCUGGAAUCUCCUACAUCGACGUUGACUUUUACGGGAAGUGGAGGAGAGAAUUCAAUAGCCAUGAUUGAGUUUGUAGGAAGUUCAAGUUCUUGUGGUCAUGAGUGGAAAGAAGAGGGAUUUGGGAAUUCAUCAAGCCAAUUACAAGAUCAAUACAAAGAUCAGGGUUUUGAGAAUAAUUCGAUGUCAUUUACAUCUCAUGAAAUGACAUUGUCUAUUGAUCAUCAAGCAACAUGGACGGCUGAAUCAUUAAGAACAACAACAAAAGAUCAUAAUAACAAUAAUAAUAAUUCAAUUGUUGAAGAAGGAUUCACUAAUCUUCUUCUUAACAACAAUGCAGAUGAUCAUGAUCAAAGAAGUCAAUCUGAUAAUGGAGGUGGUGAUCAAGACUCUGAAAAUGGAAGUGGGAAUGAUUAUUAUGAAGAUAACAAGAAUUAUUGGAAUAGCAUUCUUAAUUUAGUCAAUUCUUCUCCUUCUGAUUCUUCAAUUUUCUAAUUUAAGAGAUUAAUUUGUAAUUUUAUGUUAGAGAAUUGGAAUGUGUGAGCCUCAAAUUCCAAUUUUAACUUUUUUUUUUCCUUCUUUUUUGCUAUUUUUAAUUAGGGAAAAUGGUGGAACUGAAGAAAGGGGCCAAACUCUUUGCAAAUUUUAGUUGCAUAUCCAUAAUUGUCAAGCUCGUAAAUGUGUAAUAAAUUAGUUGAAAAAUGCUUAUAAAUAUAAAUAUAUAUAUAUAUAUAUAUAUAUAUAUAUAUAUAUGCUUCAGAGUUUCGCCAACUA